Molecule: messenger RNA, 1603 nt
Organism: Botrytis cinerea B05.10
Lineage: Eukaryota; Fungi; Ascomycota; Leotiomycetes; Helotiales; Sclerotiniaceae
Exons: 2
Coding region: 84-1340 (418 amino acids)
Cellular component (GO): membrane
Source: RefSeq, a predicted model, not a curated record
GCUCCGCCAUGCAUGCUCUAUGAUGUUAAAAGGACAUUACGAGAGACAGUUAUUGCCUCCAUACAAAUAUUCGAACCGAAACGAUGUCUCUAGAGGCAACCUAUCGCAUGGCCAUGAGUGCGCCGGGACUAUCUCAUAGUCUCUCGGCCUCCCUGCCAAAAAUUACAUCUCGAGUACUAUUACCUAGAGCUCAAACCAUUCUCUCUCAAAGAUACACACAACAGCAGCGACAGCUCCAUGCCUCUUCCAGAAUAAGAGCGCCGAAUAGCGGAUUGAUGGGAAUUGGUAACUCGAAUUUACCGACUUCAUAUUUUCAGCGACCUUCUUUACCCGCAAAUACCAUUAUUCGAUUCGUUCCCCAGCAAACAGCAUGGAUUGUAGAACGGAUGGGAAAGUUCAACCGCAUAUUGGAGCCUGGUCUCGCCAUUCUAUUGCCAAUAAUAGAUAAGAUAGCAUACGUCAAGAGCUUGAAGGAGUCUGCAAUCGAGAUUCCUAGCCAAAGUGCGAUCACCACCGACAACGUUACUCUGGAACUCGAUGGCGUGCUUUAUACUCGAGUCUUUGAUGCCUAUAAGGCUAGUUAUGGAGUCGAGGAUGCAGAAUAUGCCAUCUCUCAACUGGCACAAACAACUAUGCGUUCGGAAAUCGGACAACUUACCCUCGAUCAAGUCCUCAAGGAGCGUGCCGCCUUGAACACCAACAUCACAGCUGCUAUCAAUGAAGCCGCACAGGAAUGGGGUGUAAUUUGUUUGCGUUACGAAAUUAGGGAUAUUCACACACCGGAAGGAGUUAUGGAGGCUAUGCAUAGACAAGUUACUGCUGAGCGCAGCAAACGUGCGGAAAUUCUCGAUUCCGAAGGUCAAAGACAAAGCGCCAUCAAUAUCGCAGAGGGACGAAAGCAAAGUGUGAUCUUGGCAUCUGAGGCUUUGAGAAGCGAACAAAUCAAUAUGGCAAGUGGUGAGGCCGAAGCUAUUUUGCUAAAGGCAAAAGCUACAGCUGCAGGAAUCGAGGCGGUAGCUCAGGCAAUUGCUUCAGGAGAGGAAUCAGCUCAAGGGGCUGUCAGUCUCAGUGUAGCUGAAAAGUAUGUUGACGCAUUUGGCAAGCUCGCCAAAGAGGGUACCGCCGUUGUUGUCCCUGGAAAUGUGGGGGAUAUCGGAAGCAUGAUUGCUAGCGCCAUGGCAGUAUACGGGAAGGUUGGCGAUGCACAAGCGAAAACCAUGGCCGCGAAGGUCUUGAAAGGACAAAAGAGCGCCGAGCAAACGAGUACAGAGAACGAAUCCCCGAAUGACGAGAUGAAGAGAAGCAUGCUUGCGUCUUUUGAAAACGCCACCAGAAAGUAAACUCACGAUAUAACAUGACAUGAAGAAGAAAAAAGGCGACGAGCUAAAAAGCAAUCGAGAACAGGGACCCGGAAUGUAGGAGGGGAGUUGAAUGUAUGACUAUCAGCGAUAUGCGUUUAUGAGCGAGCCACUGUAUAUUGUAUUUAUUAUGGCGGGGUCAGAUGCUGCUGACAAAAAAUACCUUUUACCUACCCAAGCAUUGAAGAGGUAGUCUUUGCAACUCAGACAAACUUAAAAUCCUCUCAAACAUAAAAUUAAACUUA